Molecule: messenger RNA, 1014 nt
Organism: Pochonia chlamydosporia 170
Lineage: Eukaryota; Fungi; Ascomycota; Sordariomycetes; Hypocreales; Clavicipitaceae
Product: trihydroxytoluene oxygenase
Exons: 2
Coding region: 1-1014 (337 amino acids)
Biological process (GO): L-methylmalonyl-CoA metabolic process
Cellular component (GO): mitochondrion
Molecular function (GO): methylmalonyl-CoA epimerase activity
Source: RefSeq, a predicted model, not a curated record
AUGCCCGAUAUGCUCAUCCCCCCAAUCGCGAAUGAUCCGUCCAAGGUCCAACUUUCGCGUAUAAGUCACGUCUAUUUUGAGCACCCAGACCUGAACAAAUUUAGAGAAUUCGCAAAGGACUUUGGAUUCAUCGAAGUGGAAGCUGCUAAGGAUCGUAUCUAUUUUCGUGGGUAUGGGAGAGACCCGUACGUUUACGUGGCUACCAGAAGCAAAGAUGGCAAGCCUCGGUUUCUUGGACCGGCGUUUGUUGCGGCGUCAGAAGAGGAAUUCAACAAGGCGAGCAGGCUUGAGGGAGCAAAAAUUGCUGACUUGAAAGAUGCCCCUGGUGGUGGCAAAAUGGUUACAUUUAGUCGCCCGGAUGAUACGUUCUUUCAUGUGGCGUAUGGACAGGAAGAGAGAGUCACGUCAGAAGAAGAGCCGACGGCGACCCAUGAGCAACAAGGGGCAUUCAACAAACCCUUUGACAAGCCGAGACUAGGGAAAUUUCAACGUUAUCACCCAGGCCCAGCACUCGUACACAAGUUGGGUCAUUUCGGCUACGUUGUGCCCGACUUCGACGCCGAACUCAAAUGGUAUACGUCAAACUUCAACUUUGUGCCCUCCGACAUUCUCUAUCACUGGGACUUUUCCAACAUUGACGUAUUAACAUUUAUGCACCUCGAUCUCGGUGAAGAGUACUCAGACCAUCACUGCUUCUUCAUGCAAAGGGCAGAGCCGCACGUAAAAAAGACAUUUGUUCACCAUACGUCAUAUGAAGUAGCCGAUUUUGAUACCCAAUUGCUAGGGCACGACUGGUUAGCCAAGAAGGGUUGGAAAAGUGUAUGGGGCGUCGGCCGACAUGUGCUUGGUAGUCAAAUCUUUGACUAUUGGGGCGAUUCGAGCGGUUUCAAGAUUGAGCACUACACUGAUGGUGAUGUUGUGAAUACGCAUACGCCGACGAAGAGAGAUGUUGUUGGGCCGUUUUCAGUUUGGGGACCAGAAGUGCCGAAGGAUUUUGGGGGUAAGGGCGUUUGA